Fulmarus glacialis (Northern fulmar) is the source of this 320-nucleotide messenger RNA. RefSeq names its product lysine-specific demethylase 4C-like. Gene Ontology annotation, biological process: chromatin remodeling. The transcript is spliced from 2 exons. The record is from RefSeq and is a predicted model, not a curated record. Gene Ontology annotation, cellular component: nucleus. NCBI's taxonomy places the organism in Eukaryota, Metazoa, Chordata, Aves, Procellariiformes, Procellariidae. Gene Ontology annotation, molecular function: histone H3K9 demethylase activity; histone H3K36 demethylase activity. The annotation marks the transcript as partial.
AUGGCUGCUGUCAUCUCAGAUAGUCCUCCAAACCCAAGCUGCAAAAUCAUGACUUUUAGGCCUUCGAUGGAUGAAUUCAGGGAGUUCAACAAAUACUUAGCAUACAUGGAAUCACAAGGUGCUCAUAAGGCUGGAGUUGCAAAGGUUGUCCCACCGAAGGAGUGGAAGCCAAGAAAGCAUUAUAAUGAUAUUGAAGAUUUGGUGAUUCCUGCGCCAAUUCAGCAGAUGGUUACUGGCCAGUCAGGGCUCUUCACGCAGUACAACAUUCAGAAAAAGCCAAUGACAGUGAAGGAGUUCAAGCAGCUGGCCAACAGUGACAA